Molecule: messenger RNA, 1740 nt
Organism: Penicillium cosmopolitanum
Lineage: Eukaryota; Fungi; Ascomycota; Eurotiomycetes; Eurotiales; Aspergillaceae
Product: crossover junction endonuclease MUS81
Exons: 4
Coding region: 1-1740 (579 amino acids)
Biological process (GO): mitotic intra-S DNA damage checkpoint signaling; resolution of meiotic recombination intermediates; double-strand break repair via break-induced replication
Cellular component (GO): nucleus; Holliday junction resolvase complex
Molecular function (GO): 3'-flap endonuclease activity; DNA binding; crossover junction DNA endonuclease activity
Source: RefSeq, a predicted model, not a curated record
AUGAGCGAGGAUUGCGCAAACCCUCUGUUGCUAGGCUGGAUCAAGGAGUGGCUCGAUCAAGCCCGUGAGCGGAACAGCAAAGGCGUGACUGUUUACAAAAAGGCCUACGAGUCAAUGAAAGCAUGCCCGUUGGAAUUCCAACACCCAUCGCAAGCACAGCAAUUGAAUGGACUAGGUCCUAAGCUAUGCGAUCGUUUAACGGACAAACUGAAGGCAUAUUGUGGGGAACAUGGUUUGCCUAUGCCAGAGCCUCCUGGUCAAGGCAACAAGAGAACAUCCGAUACCGGUGUUGCAGACCAACCUGCUAAGAAGCCCCGCAAAGCUAAGCCAUAUGUUCCAGCUCUACGAUCCGGUGCAUAUGCGCUUGGCUACCAUGGGAGAAAAUGCUUCACAGGAAUGACCAAGUCCCGCCUAGUAGAAGUGGCUCAACCGUACUGUGACAGCUCUUUCACGGCUCCUACGGACCCAACGAAAUUCUACACCGCAUGGAAUUCCAUGAAGACGCUGAUCCAGAAGGAUCUGGUCUACGAACAUGGCCGCCCUCUUAGGAAAUAUGCUCUCUCCGAGGAUGGCUGGGAGGUUGCCAAACGCAUUCAGAAGACUCUCCCUGGAUCUUCUGAGAGUAUGAUGCCCUUUGCAGGUAAUCAGGCAUCCACCUCGCAACAGACUACAGCUCAGAAUGACGACGAUGACGACGAGUCCGAGACACCACAACACAUCUUAGGCUUGGCUGCCAAUACCGAAGGUCCUACCGAGCCCGUUAUUCUACCCCCAGGCAGCUUCACGAUUCAAUUGGUACUCGAUACGCGAGAAGUGCGCACUUCCACAGAUCGCGACUACAUCGCCAACGAGCUCAUGAAACAAGGCAUCACUCCGCAAGUGCGGGCCCUGGAACUUGGCGACGUUAUGUGGGUGGCCAAAUGCAACGAUCCAGCGUUCAUGUCGCGUCAUGGUGAGGAGGGCGAUGAAGUGAUGCUAGACUGGAUCAUCGAACGAAAACGCCUAGAUGAUCUUAUCGGCUCCAUCAAAGAUGGCCGAUUUCACGAGCAGAAGUUCCGUCUGCGCCGAUCUGGUAUCAAAAAUAUCAUCUACCUCGUCGAGGAAUUCACAGUCACUCACCCAGAUGCUGGGAGCGGGAGCGGGCCGAAGUACCACGAGAUGGUCGCUUCUGCAAUUGCUUCGACCCAAGUCGUCAAUGGGUAUUUCAUGAAAAAGACGAAAAACCUUGACGACUCUAUUCGAUAUCUGGCCCGUAUGACCCUGCUUCUUAGAAAGAUGUAUGGUGCUCAAGAGGCCCCCUCAAACGAAGAUAUGAGCUCUUGCCUACCCCCGAACACUCCAGACCCGAAAAAGGUUUCAUUCAUUCCAAGUCGACGACUGUCCUCCACACAAUCCUACCUGGCUCUUCUUGAUGAACUUCGCGCCAAAGAUCCUACCCUCACAUACGGCGUCACAUUUUCUACCUUCUCGGCGCUAACAUCGAAGUCCGACGUCUUAUCCCUCCGUGAUAUCUUCCUUAAAAUGCUCAUGUGUACUCGUGGCGUGAGCGGCGAAAAGGCGCUAGAAAUCCAGCGACGAUGGCAAACUCCUCGUGCAUUUGUCGAGGCAUACAUGGCUUUGGAGCCUCAAAAUCGAGAGACAAUGGUCUCCGAAAAACUGCAAUCUUUAGUGGGGAGGAAGAAGGUGGGCAAAGCCCAGAGCAAAAAAAUCGCAGAAAUCUGGGGCGAAGGCGGGAAAUGA